CACGGAAGUCUCGCGCAUAUUUGGCAGCCACAGAGGCGCAACCAAAAGCACCGACAGCGACUGGAGACGAGAGGGCAACCGACCGACCGACCGACGGCCCUUAGGCUGAGCUGAUUUGUUUCUCGAGGAAGGAAGCGUCGAUUAAUAAAAUGACCAGAGGAAACCAACGUGAGCUUGCACGCCAGAAGAAUGCCAAAAAAAACAACGAUCAGGGGAAAGGAAAGAGGGGCGAUGAUGGUCUGUCUGCGGCUGCUCGCAAGCAGAGGGAUGCCGAGAUAAUGCAACAGAAGCAGAAAAAGGCGAAUGACGGAGGGGACGGAGGGAAAGGAGCGGACGGAGGAGACGGAGGGAAAGGAGGCGCCAAGUCCAAGUGAAGAACGACGUCGGAGAUGAAUUCAACUGAAUUCAACUCAAGUGUCUCAAUAACAUCCCAUGUUCAGCAUUCUUCCUGAUAUUUAUGAGAACGGAUCUGUCAUUUUUGUCUAGACUCAAGAAUCUAGGAUCCUACAUUCUUCCCUAUGGCAAAUGACAUUGCUUAUUGGAUUUGUUAUUUUACUUGGUGAAAUUAUGUCUGAGCAAGUUAGCAGUUGUCCCACUUUUGUGCUGCAUGCAGAGGAGCAUCAGUGGUGUAAGCAGUUGGAGAAAGAUGAACAAUUCUUGACACAAAGCAUCCACGUAAACAGUUGCGUGUUUUUGUACAAAAAUGUCCCCAGCCGGUUUUAAAUAAAGUGUAUCUUUUUAGUUCA
Molecule: messenger RNA, 746 nt
Organism: Morone saxatilis (striped sea-bass)
Lineage: Eukaryota; Metazoa; Chordata; Actinopteri; Moronidae
Gene: serf2
Product: small EDRK-rich factor 2
Exons: 3
Coding region: 150-374 (74 amino acids)
Source: RefSeq, a predicted model, not a curated record